Molecule: messenger RNA, 1532 nt
Organism: Caenorhabditis sp. 36 PRJEB53466
Lineage: Eukaryota; Metazoa; Nematoda; Chromadorea; Rhabditida; Rhabditidae
Source: the annotation of a GenBank genome assembly
AUGAAUUUCACACUUGUCGAUCAAAAUCUCACGGAAGUCUACGAUACAUCAUGGAACUACACGUACCCAACCACAGAAAAAGCGUACGUGGCUUCGCAUCACUAUUAUAACCAUCUUGAUCAGAUUGACUACAUUACUUUCAACAAAUUCAUAAAUGCGUGAGUUUUGUCUUUAAAAAUGUUAAAGGGAACAUUUUUUACAGAUCUAUACACUUUUUAGAUCCUGGAUUCAUCCACACAACUGUAUUUGAUUUCAUUCGUCUUGGUAUCACGGUUUUGGGAAUUAUGUUCAAUAUAUCGGUAUUAGUAGCGAAUCUGGUGAAUGGGAGGAACAAGCAUGGUAUACUCAAGUUAGUUGGACAACUAUGUAUUGAUAGUGAACAGUUUUUUUCAGAAUCAGACUUCUUGUGCUCUUUCUUUUACUCAUAAUGACAAUCACUUGCAUUAUUAUGACUGUUAUCUUCAUCUUCGACUGUCUAACGGACGUGAGCCAACCUAAUUUGGACCAUAAAACGCAAUUUCACAUUUAUUUAAAUUUCCAGGUCUAUGUAGAUCUUCAGAAGCUGUGGAGCGAAACGGAACAAGACGGCGAAAUGUCGUUUUUGUGGAGGAAUCUGGCCGAUUACCUCCUGCAGCCGAUGUUCGACCUCCAGUCGAUUAUGAUGAUGUACAUUGCGCUUGAUAGAUAUGCCAGUUUGUUUGUGGUCGGUGAAUGGACAUCAAGUUGUGUCUUAUGUUUCAACGUUCAGGGUUACUGGCCAUUCAUUGAGAACCGCAAGAGAUUAGCCUAUUUUCUCACGGCUCCACUGGUUUUCGCAUUCAUUCUUAUGAGCCCUGGAGUUCUACAUCUAGUCCUGCCAUUUGAAAGUUUUCUAUACGCAAGGUUCAUUUCAGUUCAAAUGAUAAAUGAAUCAACAAAGUUUCAGACUUGCACUUUUGCUACUCCCAUCAGCCAUCUCAUUCCUUCUUCUCUCAGUUUGUCUCGUGAUUAAGAAAGAGAGAUUGAAUUAUGACCCUGGGUUUAGCAUUUCUCUCUCAAAGUAGGUGCUAAACUAUAUUUCCUUGUUUUCGUCGACUUGAGGAGUUCAAGGACUUUUCGAAAUUGUUUUUCUUUUUCUUUCAGAGCUCUGGUCCGUGUACUUUAUAUAAUUGUGAUAAUGGACUUUGUCAGUCGCAUUUUUCUUUUCUUCCGCCUCGCCGAGGACAACAUCGACUUUGUUGUUCUCACGGGAUCGGAGAACGGAGACGCUGUCCUUCACACCGUAUUCAAUAUCGGCUUACAAGUACGCAUCAAUUCAUCAUUUACCCCUUGCCCCCUCUUUCUCUCACUUCCUACCGAUCAUAUGGUUUGACCUGUCACCUUUCAGGCCUCCAUCUGCGUCUACUACUUGGCGCCUGUAUAUAUUCCGAUCGCCCUGACACUCUUCGUCAAACAUUUCAGGGAUUCGGUAAAACUGGAAGUCUGUUGACCAAACCAUCAAAUUAUUUCAGAUUUUCUGCUGUCAACGGCUCAACAAAGUGCACAUCAUCUAG